GUUCCUUUCCAACAUGGUGAUCGGUAAAAGCAAGCAGGCAUGGCUGUAUUUCACUUGACCUCUGUGAUAUUCCUGUAAAACCUCUUUCGAUGGUGCCUAAGGAGAACAGACUAUGCAGAAAUUCAUUGAAGCAGACUACUACGAGCUGGACUGGUAUUAUGAAGAAUGUACAGAUGUUUUAUGUGCUGAACGAGUGGGCCAGAUGACUAAAACAUACAAUGACAUUGAUGCUGUUACACGUCUUCUUGAGGAAAAAGAACGGGAUUUAGAAUUAGCUGCUCGAAUUGGUCAGUCAUUGCUAAAGAAGAAUAAAACUCUUACUGAGAGAAAUGAACUUCUUGAAGAACAAGUAGAGCAUAUCAGGGAAGAGGUUUCUCAACUGCGUCAUGAGUUGUCCAUGAAAGAUGAGCUGCUUCAGUUUUAUACCAGCGCUGCUGAAGAGAGUGAGCCAGAGUCCAUCUGUUCAACUCCAUUGAAGAGGAAUGAAUCAUCUUCAUCUGUCCAGAAUUAUUUUCAUUUUGAUUCUCUUCAAAAGAAGCUGAAGGAUCUUGAAGAGGAGAAUGUUGUCCUUAGAACAGAGGCCUGCCAUCUGAAGACUGAAACCAUUACUUAUGAAGAGAAAGAACAGCAACUUGUAAAUGAUUGUGUAAAGGAGCUCAGAGAUGCAAAUCUUCAGAUUGCCAGUAUUUCGGAAGAGUUAGCUAAGAAGACUGAAGAUGCUGCCCGACAACAGGAAGAAAUCACCCAUCUUUUGUCUCAGAUAGUGGAUUUGCAGAAAAAGGCAAAAGCUUGUACAGUGGAAAAUGAAGAACUUGUCCAACAUUUGGGAGCAGCUAAAGAUGCCCAAAGGCAACUCACAGCUGAAUUACGAGAGCUGGAAGAUAAAUAUGCAGAAUGUAUGGAAAUGCUUCAUGAGGCACAAGAAGAACUGAAGAAUCUUAGGAAUAAGACAAUGCCAAAUGCUAUAUCACGCCGUUACCAUUCAUUAGGCCUUUUUCCAAUGGAUUCCUUAGCUGCGGAAAUUGAAGGAUCAAUGCGAAAAGAGCUGCAUUUGGAUGAUACUGACUGCUCUGAUUUAAACCGUCACAAGAGAGUGUUUGACACUGUACGAAACAUCAAUCAGGUAGUAAAGCAGAGAUCCCUAACUCCAUCUCCAAUGAACAUCCCAGGAUCUAACCAGUCUUCCGCAAUGAAUUCAGUCAUUUCUAGCUGUGUCAGCACACCACGAUCUAGUUUCUAUGGAGGAGACAUUUCCAAUAUUGAGCUAGACAAUAAGACGAAUAGUAUCAUCCUAGAAACUGAAUCCACUGACUCUAGAAAUGAAGAGAAGAACAAGAAACCAGGAAUGCCAGGAACACCAGGUUCUUGUGACCUGGAAAAAGCUCUUCGAAGGUUGUCCCUUCGGAGGGAGAAUUAUCUGUCAGAAAGGAGGUUUUUUGAAGAAGAACAGGAAAGAAAGUUGAGAGAAUUAGCAGAGAAAGGGGAAUUUCAUAGUGGUUCCAUUACUCCAACAGAGAGUAUUAUGUCAUUUAGAACACACUCCGGGUUUUCUGAAUUUACUGGCUAUUCAGGAAUAUCUAUCAGCAGUCGUUCAUAUCUCCCAGAGAAGCUUCAGAUUGUUAAGCCCUUAGAAGGUUCUGCCACACUGCAUCAUUGGCAACAGCUUGCUCAGCCUCACCUAGGAGGCAUCCUAGAUCCAAGGCCUGGGGUUGUUACUAAGGGCUUCCGUACUCUUGAUGUUGAUCUGGAUGAAGUGUAUUGCCUUAAUGAUUUUGAAGAAGAUGAGUCAGGUGAAAUUACAUACAAAGGCUUAACUACCUCGACACCGAUUCAGCACACAGAGACCUCAGUACAUCAUCCUGGGAAGUGCAUGUCACAAACCAACUCCACAUUUACAUUUACCACUUGCCGUAUUCUACAUCCUUCUGACGAGCUCACACGAGUCACACCAAGCCUUAAUGCAGCACCUACUCCAGCUUGUAGCAGUAUUGGCAAUAUGAAAGGCACUCCAGUGGCCACCCCAUGUACUCCUCGACGCCUGAGUUUGGUAGAAUCCUUCACUAACGUUCGUGAAUCCACAACUACAAUGAGUACAUCCUUAGGACUCGUAUGGCUACUCAAGGAACGUGGGAUAUCAGCAGCAGUGUAUAAUCCACAAAGUUGGGACAGAGUGGGCAAGAGCACUCUUCUGAGCACAUAUUCUCCAAGAAUGGCUGCCAUUCCUUCCACUCCUCCAAACUCACCUAUGCAGACACCUCCUUCUUCCCCACCAUCUUUUGAGUUCAAAUGUUCCAGUCCUCCUUAUGACAACUUCCUGGCUUCCAAACCAGCUAGUUCAAUUCUGAAGGAAGUAAGGGACAAAAAGAACAUCAGAAACAGUGAGAGUCAGACUGAUGUGUCUGUCUCCAACCUUAACCUAGUAGACAAAGUAAAAAGGUUUGGAAUUGCCAAGGUAGUAAGUUCAGGGCAAACACAAGCUCUUAAAUUAACUGAUGAACAAGGACCUCUUUUCUGUGGAACACAAAAGCCUGGAGGCCUGCUGCCUGAGAGUUUGCCUUUGGGUUGCCCAACUGCUGUGACAACUGCUAUUGGAAGCAUUCAGUUGAACACUGGCAUUAGAAGGAAUCGAAGUUUCCCAACGAUGGUUGGUUCAAGCAUGCAGAUGAAAGGUCCAUCAACUCUAACCCCUGGAAUCCUAAUGGGAGCAAAACUUCCCAAGCAAACUAGCUUACGAUAAAUGGCUUAAUGUAUUUCAAGCUCCUCCUUUAAACACUUUUUUUCUUUCAUUUGUUAUUGAGUUUGACAAAUCAACUUUGUGCCUAAUUGGAGAAAGUGUAAAAUUUGUACAAGAUGUAAAUAUGUAUUAGAUGUAUUAUAGAUGAAUCAGGUCACAGUUUUGAACAUUUAACAUGCUAAAAUUUUGAAAGGCUGUUUUGUUUUUCUUUGCACUGAAAAAAGUGAUCCUUGCAUAGGGAAAAAGAAUGAUCAAUUCUCUAGUUAGCCUGACUUAACACUGAGACAGGAUCAUUUGGCAAGGAUUACUGUUCAUACUGUCAGGAUUGCAGAAUUUCAGGAUGGAUGAUGAAUUCUGUGAGGAGUCUUCAUUUUUCACAAAGUAUUUAUCAUAGCAGUAGCUUAACAUUUUGACCAUUUUCUUUGGCCUUUGUAGUAAAGAGAGAACAUUGUACUUCAGGGGUCACAUUUCUAAGUGAUUUGAUUUUUUUUCCUUAUGAAAUAAACUUGAAAUAAUAUGUAUUGAGAAGCA
Protobothrops mucrosquamatus (brown spotted pit viper) is the source of this 3265-nucleotide messenger RNA. RefSeq names its product trafficking kinesin protein 1 (gene TRAK1). Bases 113 to 2737 code for a protein of 874 amino acids. The transcript has 15 exons. The record is from RefSeq and is a predicted model, not a curated record. Gene Ontology annotation, cellular component: dendrite. NCBI's taxonomy places the organism in Eukaryota, Metazoa, Chordata, Lepidosauria, Squamata, Viperidae. Gene Ontology annotation, molecular function: GABA receptor binding. Gene Ontology annotation, biological process: neurogenesis; endosome to lysosome transport; anterograde axonal transport of mitochondrion.